Messenger RNA from Paramecium sonneborni, 2625 nucleotides. The record is from the annotation of a GenBank genome assembly. Lineage: Eukaryota; Ciliophora; Oligohymenophorea; Peniculida; Parameciidae.
AUGAAAUACUAAGAGAUUUAAAGAGAAAUCUAUACAAAUGAUGAGUUAUGUUUAUUCCUCAAGUUUCAUUUAAGAAUUUCUAGCGCAGCUUGCUUAACAUUAUCAAUAAUUUAACUAUACCUAUCAAGUUAAUACAACCUUUAAUUUCAUCCAUUUUUUGAUAUGUUGCAUUUGAUGACAGAAAUGAUAUCUAUCUUAUUUGCAAUUUUAGGAUUGGUUUAUUCAUUUUCAUAUAUAACGAAGUUGUAAUAAUUAAAUUGUUAGUAUUAUGAAAAUUAAAAUGAUAAAAUAUCAAGAUUAUUAUUUAUUGUUAUUUGCUUUAUAUUGGCUAUAGUUAUAACUUUAGGAGUUAUGAAUCCAAUAUUUUUUGCUUUAGGAAUGCAAUCUAAAGUUGCUUAAAUUGAUUAUUCAUCUUAUGAAGAUUUAUUGUUAUUAAAUCAAUCAAUUAAAUCAUCAAGGAAUCUAAUUAUUGAAAUAAUUGUAUCAGCUGCUUAAACAAUAAGUCUAAUAUUUAUGGGAUAUGUUUUCUUAUUAUUUAGUAAGAAUACUAUCACAUAUAAUUAUUUUAUUUAUUUUUUUGCUUUGAUAGCAAAUCUAAUAGCUAUUGUGAUUUAUUCAUAUCAAUAAGAUAUAAAAUUGUUAAGUAUUAUAAAUAGUGUACCAAAAUCUAAUGAUGAAUACUUAGUAACAUUUAUUUCUGAAGCUUGUUUAUUCAUUGCUUUAGUCAUAUUUUCAAUAUUUUUAAUGGAUACUUUAAGUCAGUAUUACAGAUAAUUCAAAAAUCCUAUCUACAAAUUUAUUUUAGGGUAUUAUUAAAUAUUUAUUUAGAAAUAUAAUUAUUGGUUUAGUUUUUGCUUUGAUUGGUAGUAAUGGAUAAUUAAUCAGAAAUCUAUAAUAAUAUUAAGAAAUCUAUAUGGAUAAAGAUCUAUGUAGAAAUUAAAUGAAUUUAGUACCAUCCUAACUUUUGAAAGAUUUAGGAUGUUCAAGUAAAUAUUUUGGAACUGAAAAUUCUUUAACUUUAGAUUGCCCUAAUGAAUAAUAAACUCAUAUUUGGGAAUAAAAUAAAACUGAUUAAUUUGGUUGUAUUAAUUGGAAUUGUUGUAGCCUGAUUAGUUAGAUAUUAUUAAGAAAAUAUAUCACCUAUUGCUUAUUAACAAAUUGGGAGGCAAUACUCUUAAUUAUGUUAUCAUUUAUGAUCUUUUAAAUUAGAUUAGUACAAGAAAAUGGUAAAUCUAUAUUAUUUAUUUGACAGCUAUUUCCUAAACACUAAAAUAAAUUGCUCUUUUAUUUUCUUUCUCUCUAAUAUUCGCAGGAAUAUUUGCAGCUAAUUCUUUACCAGAUAUUGAAAUAUACAGAAAAACCUAUGUUUCACCAUAAAAUUACAUCCCAAUAAAUAAUUUGAAUACAUUACCUACACAUUAAUUAUUUUAAACUAUUGAUUGGCUUCCUUAAUAAUGCUCUCAGAAAGUACCAAUAGAUAUUCUUUAAAAUUUAUAAGAUUAUUGUUCUAAUAACUGUAAAUUAAUUGAGCUAUUUCUCACAAUUGAAAAUGGAUAAUUUUUAGUGAAUGCAAUAAAUUAACAAAAUUUAAUUAUUUCUCAAGAAAAUUAAGAAGGCUAAGAAUUUUUAUAUUUUAAAGGUUAUUUCAAUGAAAUUUUAAAAAUCAUUUAAGAUAAAAUUUCAGUUUGUAUCUUUUCACCAUCUACUACAAUAAAAUUGAAUUUUUAAUAAUCAAGAGAUAAAAAAAGAUAUAGAAAACAUAAUAAAUAAUCUGACUCCUUGUUAAUACAUAAAUAAAUAACAUAAAAACCAUCAUAAAUUUAAGAACAAACACUAAGUUAAUUAGUUAAAUAUUAUAAUAUUUAAUUAAUCUUCUAUGAAAGUAAUUAUUUACCAUUAGGAACAUAAAUAACAAUAUAUAAUUCUUUGUUAUAUAAUUGUUAAAGUAUAAAUAUUAAUGCUGGUAAAACUAUGAUCAUUGACUAGUCUAAUUAGAAAACAAAUAAUUUAACUUUCUACAAUUAUCCUUAAGGUUAAUAUGCUACGGUUGUAUUAAACACUGAAAGUUCUCAAAGUUGUAUUUACAUUUUGAGUAAUCAAAACAUAUAUAUUCAUCCAAUCAUUCCUAUAAAGUCAGAUUUGACGAUAACAUUAUCUUGGUUUGGAAUAUAUGAUUUAGAUUUAUUAGUUGAAAAUAAAAUUUGUAAAGUAGGCAAAAAAUUUCAGAAUGAUUGUGGAACUAUAAAAGCUCACUUUGAUUCAAUUAUUGGUAAUUAACAAACUUCCAAAGAAUUAUCGAAUGGUGAAUAAAUUUCUAUAGAUUAUUUAUCUACAUAUGAUUAUAAGAUAUAUGUUUAGAUAACAUUAAAUAAGGAAUAAAUUAUUAAACUAAAAAAAACAUAGUAAGAUAGUAUUACCCUAUUUUAACAGUCAAAUGCUUAAGUGCAAAUCUUUUCUCAAAAUAGUAGGUUACCUUAAGCAAAUGUCUUUAUUAAAUAAAUAGUUUAAGCUGAUUAAAUUAUCAAUGAAAAUGAUAAAUUUAUAUAUAAGUGGUUUGUUGGAUGUAUAAAUAAUGGAGAACGAUUAGAAAUUAUUAAUCAAAUCAAAAUUAAUUAUGAGUGUUGA